ACUCAGCCGGCACCUCCUUCCUCUCUGAUUGGCCAGGAGUGGAGCCUGCGCCCUGCUUCUCCAGGAGACAUCCAGCGCAGUGGCCCUUUCUCCACUACUCACAAAGAUGACGCUCGCCAUCCUGGCCCUGCGGCUGGUGGUCUGCAUCCUGGCGCUUCCCAUGUUUCUGCUGAACUUUCUGGGCGUGUGGAGCUGGGUGUGCAAAAAGUGGUUUCCCUACUUCCUGAAGAGCUUCACGGUGACGUACAACGAGCAGAUGGCGAGCCAAAAGCGGGAGCUCUUCAGCAACCUGCAGGAGUUCGCCGGCCCCUCGGGGAAGCUGUCGCUCCUGGAGGUGGGCUGUGGCACCGGGGCCAACUUCAAGUUCUAU
Messenger RNA from Grammomys surdaster, 370 nucleotides. Its product is annotated as methyltransferase-like protein 7A. The transcript has a single exon. NCBI's taxonomy places the organism in Eukaryota, Metazoa, Chordata, Mammalia, Rodentia, Muridae. The annotation marks the transcript as partial. The record is from RefSeq and is a predicted model, not a curated record.